AUGGAUCGUUGGUGUUAUAUUAUCAGUCUUCUGAUAUAUCUCUUCUGGUCAUCGAUCUAUGCUUCAAAUGACUGGUCAACAUUUGAAGCACGUGAUAUUUAUCCGGCUGUUGAUAAAAGUGAUUGUGUAUUUCCAUUUAAAUACAAUAAUACACUUUAUAAUGAUUGUACAACUGAUGGAAAUAAUGGAGAUUUGCCAUGGUGUUCAUUAACAAGCGAUUACCAGGGUUUAUUUACUUAUUGUUAUGAUUUUUGGAAGUCAACUUUAGAAUGUGUUAUCCCAUUUUCAAUUAAUGGAAAAAACUUUGACAAAUGUGAUUAUUUAUCUAAAAUAGCACCGUACAAACAAUGUAAAACAAAUCAUCCCAAGAUUAAAUAUCGUUAUUGUAUAGAAGAACAUGUUAAAAAAAGUGGAAAACCCUUAAUGCGUCUGAGUACAUGCGAUCCAGCAUAUAAAAACUUGUCUCCUUUUCAUACAAAAUGUAUGGGACCAAGUGAUUUUGCAAUUCCAAUUCCAAUAAAUGAAACUGAAAAACAACAACUUCUUGCCAAACAUAAUGAAUAUCGUGCAGCUGUUCCAUCCAGAUACAUGUUCAAACUCUAUUGGGAUGAUGAAUUAGCUAAGCUUGCUCAAGCUCAUUCGGAUAUGUGUGCUUUUGAUCAUGAUCUAGCCGCCAAUCGUUUAAGUCCAAAAUUUAGUUGGAAAAACGGACAAAAUAUGGUUGUAUCAGAUGAUGUUCGUUGUUCUUUAGUUAAUCUAUUAGAUAGAAUGCUUGGUAGUGAAAAACCCUAUUUCAAAUAUGGUACAGGAUGUUCUUCAAAUCCAGGUGCAUGUUUACAUUAUACACAAGCAAUGUUAAGUAAUAUGACACGUGUUGGUUGUGCUCAUACACAUUGUAUUUAUCCUGAUCGUAUUGAACGUUUUUUAACAUGUAAUUAUAUUCAUUCACAAUAUCAAGAUAAUUAUAAAACUCCAUAUGUACCAAGUGAUGUUCCUGCUGUUGAUUGUCCAUCAAAAACUAAUAACAAGUUAUGUGAUUGUGGUGAUAAAAUUUGUAAUUAUGAUAAUGGUGAAUAUCUUGAACCAAAUACAUGUACGUGCAAAAAAUCAGUAAGCAAACGAUCCAUUAACAAACGUGAUACUGAUGAUGAUGAAAUAAAAAAUUAUGCGAAACCAUUUGUAGCUGUACCAAGUGGAAACAAUGUAGAAUUACGUAUGCCUAAAAAACGAAGUUUCAACAUUAUUUCACAAAGUGAAUUGGAUAACAAAAAUUCUGAAACAAAGUUCAAGGUUAAUCAAGAAGAACAAAACGAAGUAUUACAUAAUAUUCAUGCAAUUGAAGCCAAUUUGCUACAUCAUUAA
This is a messenger RNA of Rotaria sp. Silwood1, 1362 nucleotides long. The record is from the annotation of a GenBank genome assembly. NCBI's taxonomy places the organism in Eukaryota, Metazoa, Rotifera, Eurotatoria, Philodinida, Philodinidae.